CAACCAUCGUCGGUGGUCUAUCGGCGUCAAUUGAGCAGUUCUACAACGCAUAUAAGUCAGUUCUUUCUCGCCCUCAAUAUGGAUUCUACAACUCAUUCUUCUCACUGUUUUCUAUACUUCCUCAUUCAUUCCAUAUCCCCCAUCUUCGUUCAAAGAUCAUAUCCCGAUAGCAAAUUUUCCAAUUUAUCACUUCCCCUGUCCAUUACUCUACAUCAUGCAUCACCGGGUGUACACAUACGUCCUGGCCCCAAGAUGGGACUUCCGUCCCGAUGGCCCCAUCGCCCUCGGCAACAUCAUCGUCGACCCAUUCAGACCUCACCGUGUCCUGUCCAAGCCCGAUCCGUCAAUCCCAACGCCCGAGAUCGAGACAGUAGUCGAAACCGAAUGGGAGCUACACCAAGAACGAGAGCUUGGCAUGAAAACAAGCAUCUGGACCCACUUCCUUCAGGCCAUGGGAGUUGACCUCGGUCUGGAGAGCACCAAGUCCCUCAGCGCAGAGUACAGUGUCGAGUCCCUGACAACGAGCUACUUCAAGGAGCAACCCUCUCCGGAAGAAAUUACCAGACGAACCCAGGAUCCGAAGAUGCGGGAGUUGAUGCGCCUCGAUAGCCCAUUCUCCAAGCCGGUCUACAUGGUCACGGGGAUCAAGAUCGCGAAGGGGUUCCGUGCAUCGGAAGGCCACUCUCGGUCUAGAGAAGUAAAUGGUGGAGUGUCUGCUGGCACUGCGGGCACUGUCAUUGGCGAUGUCACCGUUGGAACGGACAACAAGAUUUUCGUCAAGCAGUCGGACAAGCGUCAGGGCAAGAGUGAGAAUGACAUUGUUUUCGCUUACCAGCUGAUGAAGAUUGUGCCGAAGGGGUGGAAGCGUAAGGCUUUUGAUAUUCAGGACUUUUACCCGAAGGCGGCUGUGUUGCUGGACAAUGCUGAGGUCCAGAAUGGUGUGGAUGUGUCGUUUGCCACGGCGGCGGAUUUUGCGGAGUGUGACCAUAUGGAGGUCAAGUACAAUAUGGCUGAGCUUACUGAUAGUCAUGGCACGGUUAAAUGUGUUACUGUCCGUGGGUAGGCUGGGUGCGGCUUGAGGGGUUUUUCUGUCAAGUAGUGUAUGUGCCAAUUGUUGCUUUUUGUACUCUGAUUGUUGAUUCUGGUCUUGUAUAUCGCUCUGAUUUCUUUCGAUGUACCGUCGUUGCCUUGUUUUCGUGCAUUCUGUUAUUAUCCUAUAUGAAAGAAUCGAGUACUUGCUUAACUGAUACUACUCCGGGGAAGACCGGGGUUAUCGAACAUGACUCAGACAU
Messenger RNA from Aspergillus sclerotioniger CBS 115572, 1292 nucleotides. RefSeq lists its product as uncharacterized. The transcript has a single exon. The coding region runs from base 215 to 1063 and encodes 282 amino acids. The record is from RefSeq and is a predicted model, not a curated record. Lineage: Eukaryota; Fungi; Ascomycota; Eurotiomycetes; Eurotiales; Aspergillaceae.